GGGCUGUACGUUCUGCAGCCGUUGCUGUUGCACAACCUCGUCGACCUGGACCAGAUGACGGAUGCGCUCGGCUUCACUCUGUUCGCCAACGGCAUCGGCUUCUUCCUGGGCACUCCGUUGAUGAGUUGUCUCUACGACUGGUCUCGCGAUUACGCCUACUCCUACAUGCUCUGCGGUCUGCUGGUGCUGGGCCGGGUCGUCAUCGAGACCGGCUUGGUCGUGUCUGACUGGUGGGCGAAUCGCCGUCUCAGGCGAUUGCAUCCGGGCCUGAGGGUGAUGCCCGGCUUCGGGUCGAGGAUGUCCGCCCAACUUCGACCGUCCACUUGGCGCUCCAGCCAGACGGCCUCCGUCGUCGGUUGCACUCGGAACGCCGGUGGAAGUAUUGUAGGGUCGACGGGGGUCGUCAAUUAG
Protopolystoma xenopodis is the source of this 411-nucleotide messenger RNA. The record is from the annotation of a GenBank genome assembly. Lineage: Eukaryota; Metazoa; Platyhelminthes; Monogenea; Polystomatidea; Polystomatidae.